CCUAGCACUCUCACCCCGCACCUUCACGAAGUGCGUGGAUGCUGCCCUGGCUCCUAUGCGACUACAGGGCAUCCGCAUACUGAACUAUAUCGACGACUGGUUGAUUUUAGCUCAUUCAGAGCAGAUGGCGGCUCGGCAUCGAGAUGAAGGAACUGGGGUUAAGACUAAACGCCGAGAAAAGCGUGCUUUCUCCAGCUCAGAGAACCGCUUAUCUAGGCGUCGUGUGGGAUUCGACCACGAUGCAGGCACGUUUGUCUCCUGCUCAGAUCGAGUCGGUCCUCACAGCGGUCGCGAGAGUGAAAGUAGGCCGGUCACUCACUGUAAAGCAGUUUCAGAGACUGCUGGGCCUAUUGGCAGCUGCGUCCAACGUGAUACCGUUUGGCCUGCUGCACAUGAGACCCCUACAGUGGUGGCUCAAGACCAGGGGGUUUUUCCGAAACAGAGGAAACCCGCUCCGCAUGAUCAAGGUCACGCGGCGAUGCCGCCGUGCCUUAGCUGUGUGGAGAGAACCUGGGUUCUUGUCUCAGGGCCCGGUCCUGGGAGCUCCUGGUCGCCGCGUAGUGCUAGCGAUGGAUGCGUCCCUCACCGGAUGGGGAGCGGUCAUGAGUGGCCGUCCUGCCCGUGGUCUGUGGAGCGGCCGCCAUCUCACUUGGCACAUCAACCGCCUGGAGAUGCUGGCCGUGUUUCUAGCUCUGAAACACUUUCUCCCAGACCUAAGAGGCCGCCACGUGUUGGUGCGCACCGACAACACCACGGUGGUCUCUUACAUCAACUGCCAGGGAGGUCUGCGUUCGCGCCCCCUUUACAGGCUGGCGCUCCAGAUCCUUGUGUGGUCCCAAGGGAACCUCCUCUCAUUGAGAGCGGCCUACAUCCCUGGUCAUCUCAACGUGGGAGCGGAUGCCCUGUCGAGGCAGGGGCCGGAGGUGGUGGAGGUCAUAUGGUGUAUGUUCAGCAGAGCCCAGGUGGAUCUGUUUGCGACGCAGGAGACGUCGCACUGUCCACUUUGGUUCUCUCUGACUCAUCCAGCUCCUCUUGGACUGGAUGCCAUGGUACCUCCAGCUCGAUCUCGGGUCCCCUCGUGGGACCUGGCCGUGGUUUUAGAGGCUCUCUGCAAGCCCCCCUUCCAGCCCAUAGAGGAGAUUUCGGACCGUCUUCUGACGUUAAAAACUGCCUUUCUCUUGGCAAUUUCCUCUCUUAGGAGAGUGGGGGAUCUUCAGGCCCUCUCGGUGGCCCCUUCCUAUUUAGACUUUGUGCCUGGUUUGGCCAAAGCAUUCUUGUACCCCCGAGCGGGGUACGUACCGAAAGUCCCCUCCUCGGCACCACGGCCGGUCGUGCUGCAGGCUUUCUGUCCUCCUCCCUUCAGGGAGCCCGACCAUCGGAAGCUCAAUUGUACGUGUCCAGUGCGAGCACUGGACGCGUACGUCCACAGAACUGCCCUGUGGAGAAAGGCGGACCAGUUGCUUGUGUGCUUUGGUCCCUCUAAGAGGGGUUUUCCUGCUUCUAAGCAGACCCUCAGCCGGUGGAUUGUAGAAUCCAUUUCUCUGGCUUUCGAGUCCUCUGGUCUCCCCAGUCCUCUGGGGGUCAAGGCUCACUCUACCCGAGCGGUGGCGGCCUCUAAGGCCUUUCUGGCAGGUGUGUCCUUACAGGACAUCUGCAACGUGGCGGGAUGGUCCACGCCCCUGACCUUUGCCAGGUUUUAUGACCUAGAUACGCGAGCCACUCCCGGCUCCUCUGUCCUUGUGCCUUAGGCUUGCCUCCUCCUGGAGGCAGGGACUUGUAAGUCUGGCGGCGUGGGUAUACUCGUUCCCAUAGCGUUUCGUGACGCAGCUCGAGUUCCUGAAGGGGAACGUCUCCAGGUUACGUAUGUAACCAUGGUUCCCCGAGGGAACGAGACGCUGCGUCUCGGUGCCACACUUCCGGCGUCCCUGCGGCGCUUGCUUCAUUUUCCAGUAAGCUAACGUAGGGCUCGUCGCUCAGGCUUUUAUGCUUCCGGGUCGCUACGUCACCCCGCCCGUGACGUCUCGCCCAUCCAUUGGACGGAUUAGACACGUGAUUCAGAGCGCGGUCACGCGGGGGCGUUCCCAUAGCGUUUCGUGACGCAGCGUCUCGUUCCCUCGGGGAACCAUGGUUACAUACGUAACCUGGAGACGUUUUCUUCCUCAUAUUGUCUCAGGGAGUUUUUCCUUGCCACCAUCACCUCUGGCUUGCUCAUUAGGGAUACAUUUAUGAAUUUAAAAUUUAUAUCUGGAAUUUAUAUUCAUGUAAAGCUGCCUUAUCACAUUGUUAAAAGCGCUAUACAAAUAAAAUUGAACUGAAUUGAAUAGUGUGGUACAGCAGCUUAAAGGCCCUCCACUGGGUGGUGAAAAUGCCCAACACAUCACUGGUAUCCAGCUACUGUCCAUUGCAGACAUCUAUCAGACACUGUCUAUGGACAAUGAAAUGUAUCAUGAAGGACAUUUUGAAUCCCAACCAUAGACCACGUGAAGUGGCAGGUGAGGUGAUGUGGCAAGGAAAAACUCCCUGAGACAAUCCAGAUCCUGUAGCAUCUGGGAAGUGCUACAGGAGCCUCUGCUGCUGUACCAGCAAGCUAAGAAGCAUCUUCUUCACCUUGGCAAUCAAUUUACUGAGCUCCUCACAAUGCCACCAAACCCCACACACCAGAUUGCACUCAGUACAACAUAAAAAAAAUUCUUUACAGAAACCUGGACCAAACAUUACACAAGAGCUCCACAUAGUUGCCACAGGAACCAUAAAACAUUAGAACAUCCCUGACCAGAGGAUGAAUUCUCUUAGCCAAGAGGAACCCUGCUGAACCUAUUGAUUUGGGCCGUUGACCAAAACCAGAUGGCUGGUCCACAGGAUAAAACUCAAGGACCCUUAGCCAUAAAUCUGAUAACCUGGGGGGGGACACACCCAGGCAAGUUCUUUCUUGACUUCUCAUAUUCCACAGACUGCAACAGUACACUCCAUAUAGUCUACGAUGACUGUGAACAUUGUAGACUAUAUGGACUAUAUGAUACAUUAACAACUGCAAUUUAUUUUGUACUUAUCAAGCUUAUAGUCACAAGGUUACCCUUAUUCAUUUGCUUAUUUAGCAUGCAUUAUUAUGGUUGAUCAGGGUGUUUAUAACAACUAAUAUAUGUCUUGUUUGGUAAGUGCAAGGAAAGGAGAGCAAGGAAAUUUAGGUAGAAUGUCAUUAUAUGCAUGUGUUAGUAUUUGGGAUAUAGUUUGAUCUACAGUUCAUGAAAAAGUGUGAAAGCACAUGACUGCAGAAACAAUAGACUGAUUAUCGUCAUAGGCGGACAAUAUGUCUUACACCCUGCCCUAAGACAAUGUUUCAUUGUUGAGUCGAGCGGAGUCGAGAGGAGUUGAGUCAUCCAUUAAGAAUCACUAAGAGCACCAAGAGCUCUGAUUUAAAGUUUUCGCCCCUCAACAUCAUGAGGAGUUCACGCUCACUCUGAGACUCCGCAUCAAGACUGGCUCCUGUAAAGCCUCCAACUCCUGCCUUUGCACCACCGUUUCACUCAUCAACGCUCUUUUGCAGCCUGCCUAUCAGACUCUGCUGAGUGCGCUCCUCACACCAUUCACCAUCCUGAAUGCUUUCCUGAGACUCCACUGAAGAGCUGACCAGACUGGUGAAUCCACAUUGUCGGGAAACCCCUCCAGACAAUGAUGCAAUGAGGGAAUCCCCAUUCAAAGAGACAAUGCAAACACAAGUACAGUACCUCCAGAUUCUUGCUGAACUGGUGCUUUUAAUACAAAGUUUAAAGCAUUUCUAAAGAAAGGAAAGAAGGUUAAAUUGAUAAGUUGAUGGUUCAUUCAGGUCAUGGUCUGAGAAACAGCAUACAGUGCUAGAAACUCAGGAUUUCAGUGUGUGUGUUUGUUAGAUUAGUUUCUGUGUUUCAGAAUACUGUAAUAAAGUCUCGUCAGAUUUUAAAGGCAAGUGUCUUGUGACUCUGUGUUUAUAAUUAGUGCAUUAAAAUGCUGAUCUUUUAAUCAUGCUCUUAACAUAGUCUUUUCACUAUAUUUAGGAUACUAUUGCCAUGGCUACAGAGGUAAUAUCCCAUGCACAAUUAAUAAAUACAUUAAUUUCAACUUAUCGCAUAUCACGUAUUGAAUUGUUGAUUAGUCAUUGGCCAUUAAUAUCCAUAGAAUAGAACAACAAUUCUAUUGCCUAGCAGGCAUUACAUAUUUGUACUAGCAGGAGCAUAAUUUGGUGGUUAGCACAGGUAUAUUGCUAUUUGAGUUUAAUCCAAUUUUUAUUGUUUGCAUUCAGUUGCUAUUUUUGUGAACAGAAAAAGAGCCCUUCCAAUUAUGUGAGUUGAACAGCACAAAACAGGGUGCAUUAUUUAAAAUCUAACAGUACAGUCAGAUUUUAUUUGUGUUACUGUCUCUUGAGCCAGAGAUGAUACUUUUCUGGUUAUCACUGGAAUAUUGCUACUAGUCUGUGGUGUAAACCAAUUUUUUUCUGGGCUCAACUGCAUUCGGAUUUUGCUUGUUUGUCCCAAGUGUAAAAGCAAUGCCAAGAGGAGUUCAAAUGCACACUGUCCCAUUUCUUACAAGUAUUAAUGUUGCUCACAUUCAGUCUAAAAAUACUUUAGCUAAGUAGUAAUUAAAUACAAUGAAUUAAAUUAUUUUAUCUUUUAUUACUUUCUUCUUCUUUUAACAAAAAAGAACUAAAUUUUCAGUUGUAGUUACUAAGGACAACUUCACAUCAAAAUCUAUGAAGAGGUGUUCAAGGAGGUCUCAAAUUAAAUUUUAAUAAGCAUUUCAAACCACUUAAUUUUAAUCCUUAACUUAAUAAACAAUGCAACAGUGUGUUAAAACAUAACCAGAUCCCUGAGAUGUUUAUUUAUUCCUCUUCAGUAGCUGCAUUUUCUGGGUCAGAGUCACGGUGGAUCCAUGCUGUUGAACUAGUGGUGUUUGUGUGGCCUAUAUCGUUUGUGUGCUCCCUGUUUUGCUGGGAGUUUCUUGCCUGAGUCGGCAUUUAAAUUAUACCAUUUUUUUCUUUUUCAUCAAUAAUUUUGCGCUAUCAUUUUCAUCUGUUGUAUUUUUCACUUUCCCUUUUUGUUUUUUUUCGAAGAACUUGUUUUUUUCUAAAGACAGCAAUCAGAGGCCAUCCACGCUGGACCCAUCUAACAUCGCAACAACUCUUCGACUAAGUUUUUCCUUAGGUAAAGGAGCAGAUCUGGAUGGUUCGCGGGCCUGAGAUGUUUGGAUGCUGUCGCCCCUCCACUCUCACGUGUCACUCAGGUUUGUUGAUGGUGGAGUGGCUGGCCACUUUAUAUCCCAGGGUGCCCUCAUGUCUGUGUUACCUUCUGGCUCUCCCUUUUAGUUAUGCUGUCAUAGCUAGUCUUGCCGGAGUCCCUGCUUGCACUCUGCACACAAAGUACAUUGUCCUUAACCAUUAUGGGACAGUAAGCAUACCUAAUAAUUUCUCCCUCUCUCUCUCUCUGUCGAGCUACACAUGCUACUCCUGAGAUACCAGUGAUCCUGACCCCUUCUGCUCUCUGGACCUGCUUGAUCCAUCCUGAUCCAUCCACUCCAACUUCUGGUUGGCGUUCUCAUCAAUUGGAAAUCACGCGCUGCUGCUGAGGAUGUCCCCACAUGUAUCGCCUGAAGAUCAUUGAGAUUACUGAGGAUGGUACCACUUAAAAACCAUGAACAUGCCUUUGGACCAUAAUUCAUAUGAACAGUUAUGCUAUGAUGGCAUAGGACUACAAUUGCUAUUAUAGCGUUAGGACUGCAAUUGCCACAAACGGUUUUGCACUCAAGUCUCCAUCAGUGAACAGUGGAUAAGUUCAACAAACCGACUUCAUGUAGAAAUGAAUUUCCUGGUUACAUCAUUGCACUAUUUGUCCAUGUACUACACAGUUAUAGAAGGGAUUUAUUUAUGAUUUCAUUAUCUGUCAUCACCCAGAUGACAAUGUGUUCCCUUUUGAGUCUGGUUCCUCUCAAGGUUUCUUCAUCAUAUCAUUUCCUCUGGCUUGCUCAUUAGAGAUAAAUUCUACACUUAAAAUGUAUAUCUUGAAUGCAUUUAUUUCUGUAACGCUGCUUUGUGACAAUGUCCAUUGUUAAAAGUGCUAUAUAAAUAAAUUGAAUUGAAGUGAAUUGAAUUGGAUCUGGAACUUAUCCAGGCUGGGAGGCAGGAAUACACCCUGGAUGGAAUGUCACUCCAUUGCAGGGUACCAUGCACAUACAUAUUCAAAUACUUAUUACACCAACAAGGCAAACCAGUAUAUACUAAUAGUUUACAGUCAAAUCAUGUUAUUGAUGUUAUGUACAAUCAUUACUAUAAUUAAAUAUUUAAAUCUUCUCUCUUAAAUAUCUACUCAUUUGAUUUGAAUGGCCACAUUGAAAUAGCACAUUGAAAUAGCUGUUUAUCAAAGAUGAUGCCCACUGGAAAAAAUGUAUUGCAGUCAUCGAAAUUUCAAAAUUAUUUUGUCUAUAAGGAGUAAAUGGAAACAAGGAGUAAAUGGAAACCAUAACAUCACAGUACAGUGCAAACUAUGCCUUCCAGCUGUGAAGACGCUGUCUUUAUUGAAGGACCUGAUAUCCAAUUUAAAGAACCAUUUAAGCAUAGAAAUCAUGUAAGCUAGGUUAGCUGAAAUUAUUUAGUGUUAGUUACUGCUUUGAAAUUUGCUGAUUUGCAUGAUCACAGUUGUAAGUAACGCUGCCAUUACCUGGGAACGUCCUGUAUUUUGGUAGAAAUUAACAUGAUUCCCCCUAUGAUCACAUGACUCUAUCCAUUCCUGGUACCCUGGAUGCCUAGCUGUCAAAGCCAGUAAGGGGAACUCCCGCCAACCCCCCAAGGUCGAUCGGUGAAAUGAAGAAAGAUCACGGCCUUGAUUAGCAUGUUUUUUGAAAUAGCCUAAUGUACAUGUAGAUGGUAUAGACUUUUUUAAUGUUGUGUUUGAUGGUAAUGAUGUUAUUUCCUUCUACUUGUUAACAUUAGUUAAUGGAAUUUGAAUGUACAAAGAACUGAAUUUUUUGCUGAAUCAAACUUUUAAACAAAUAAAAACGUGUUUAGUAAGGACAUACUCUAUAACAAGAUCUAAGAUCAUGUUGCAAAAUUAUGAAAAUUAAUAAUAUUUUCAAUCUUCAAAUUUUAGAUGGUCAAUGCACUUGCAGAUAUGUACUCCACUGUCACUUCUCAUUUCCAUCAUAACUUCAGCUGAAACUCCGAAAGUUGUUCUCUGAAAUGCUUUUGUGAUGUUGCUGAUGUUGUUCAUAUUGCAUUUCUCUCGACUUUAUUUACAUAUGUGACCUUGAAGUAAUCCAAAACUAAUCAGAUUAGAUUACUUUCAUAUUGUGAUACUUGGGUUACAUUACUGAUUACAUGUUUAUGAAGUAAGUUGUAACUGCAUCAGAAUACAUUUUUAAAGUCACUCUCCCAGCCCUGAUCUUUAACCUGUCUUUUUUUUUUAAUUUAAGUGUGGAUUGUGAACUGUUCACUUUCAAAAUAAAACCAUACACACUUUGUAAGUCUUUACAUUUGGGUAAAUAAUAGUAAAGAUGCUGUAAAAUCUAUGUGACAGUAAACAGAAAACAUUUGUUGUAGUUUUUUUUGUUAAUCAUUAAAAUAUAAAAUAUAAACUUUAUAAGUGAAAUCUAAGCAUACAUUACUAGGAAAUAGCCACUGUUUUGCAUUGUGCACACUUACCAUUUUAAAAGGAAUGUGAGAGGACUGGAAGGAAUGUGUUCCACAUUUUCAAACUGUGAUUAUAUUCAUGAAAAUACCAAAAUAUACCUACAUGCAGACUCUGAGUUGUGGAUGUUGGCUGGCUUGCUAUAUUUCUGACUAAAAACUGACUUCUGAAUAUUACCAAAUAUUAUGAAAUAAAGGUUGAACUUUUAUAAGCUAACUACACCAACUAACACUACACCUAACUACAGUAAACUUGGAAAUUGAACCAGAUGUGAAAUCAAUAGAGUGAUGAUGAUAAUGAUGAUAGCAGUGAAGAUGAAUAAAAGGCAUAC
Pangasianodon hypophthalmus (striped catfish) is the source of this 7980-nucleotide messenger RNA. RefSeq lists its product as uncharacterized. The transcript is spliced from 2 exons. The coding region runs from base 144 to 1748 and encodes 534 amino acids. Gene Ontology annotation, biological process: DNA integration; DNA recombination. Lineage: Eukaryota; Metazoa; Chordata; Actinopteri; Siluriformes; Pangasiidae. The record is from RefSeq and is a predicted model, not a curated record. Gene Ontology annotation, molecular function: DNA binding.